Molecule: messenger RNA, 491 nt
Organism: Drosophila mojavensis
Lineage: Eukaryota; Metazoa; Arthropoda; Insecta; Diptera; Drosophilidae
Product: larval cuticle protein 65Ag1
Exons: 2
Coding region: 64-396 (110 amino acids)
Cellular component (GO): chitin-based extracellular matrix
Molecular function (GO): structural constituent of chitin-based larval cuticle
Source: RefSeq, a predicted model, not a curated record
ACAUCACAAAUCAACAACUGUUCACAGUCCGUAGCUCGCGUUCGCAAUUCGAAGCCAAUCAAUAUGAAAUAUACAAUCGCUAUUGUCUUCGCCGCCCUCCUGGCCGUUGUCCUGGCUGCACCACUCGACAAUAGCCAGGAUGCAAAGAUUUUGCGCCUGGAGUCCGAUGUCCAGCCCGGUGGCUACAAGUUUGGCUGGGAGACCAGCGACGGCCAGAAGCACGAUGAAGAGGGUGUCCUGAACAAUGCUGGCAGCGAGAACGAAGCGAUCUCUGUCCGUGGCUCUUACUCCUUUACCGCUGAGGAUGGCCAGGUCUACACUGUCAACUAUGUGGCCGAUGAGAACGGCUUCCAGCCAGAGGGCGCCCAUUUGCCCAAUGUUCCAAUUAGCCACUAAAUUAGCUAACUUUCAUCACACAAGAGCUGUUCUUACUUCCUAGAAGUUGAAUUUAUAUAUUUUAUUUAAUAAAAAUGGUUUAAUGCAAGCAUCAA